AUGUCUGCACCGCCAAGCGCAACAGUAUAUGGUGCUCCACCUGCCUUCGGCCAUCCCCAGCCAGGAAUAUCAAACAUUUCCAAACAGCCACCAUGUACCACGCCGAAUAAUACUAUUUACAUCAACAAUCUGAACGAAAAAAUAAAACUGACAGCCCUGAAGAAUGCCCUAAAAGCCAUUUUUGAGCAGUAUGGAGAAAUUUUAGAAAUUUCAGCACGGGAUACUUUAAGAAUGCGUGGCCAAGCAUUCGUGGUCUUUAAAGAACAAGAGAGCGCAAUUAACGCAGUUAAAGGGGUUCAAGGGUUUGCGCUGCAUGGAAAGCCAAUGUUUGCAAGAACAAAGUCAGAUGCAAUUGCGAUGCUGGAUGGAACUAUUGAGGAAAAUAAAAGAUUAAGACAGGAAGCUAAAGAAAAGCGUGCUAAAGAGCCUCCUGUAAAGAAAUUCAAGCCAAGUAAUGUAUCACAAUUUCAAUUGGGGCCAUCAAAUAUUCCUGGCGUUCCUGCGACUGGGAAUAUUCCAGAUGAAUAUCUUCCGCCCAAUAAUAUUCUCUUUCUUCAAAAUUUACCGAGUGAUAUAACAGGAGCUAUCCUUACUUCUUUAUUCGAACAGUAUCCUGGGUUCAAAGAAGUUCGUUCAAUUCAUCCAGCAAAGGGUAUAGCAUUUGUAGAAUAUGAUAGCGAACCUCAGGCCAUGAUUGCAAAAGAAGCUUUAACUAAUCAUCCUAUAACUCCUGAUCAUAAGCUCAAGAUUACAUAUGCAAAAAAAUAA
Dentiscutata heterogama is the source of this 768-nucleotide messenger RNA. The record is from the annotation of a GenBank genome assembly. NCBI's taxonomy places the organism in Eukaryota, Fungi, Glomeromycota, Glomeromycetes, Diversisporales, Gigasporaceae.